This is a messenger RNA of Helianthus annuus (common sunflower), 594 nucleotides long. RefSeq names its product nuclear transcription factor Y subunit B-5. Gene Ontology annotation, biological process: regulation of transcription by RNA polymerase II. Bases 25 to 444 code for a protein of 139 amino acids. Gene Ontology annotation, cellular component: nucleus; CCAAT-binding factor complex. The record is from RefSeq and is a predicted model, not a curated record. Gene Ontology annotation, molecular function: RNA polymerase II cis-regulatory region sequence-specific DNA binding; DNA-binding transcription activator activity, RNA polymerase II-specific; protein heterodimerization activity. Lineage: Eukaryota; Viridiplantae; Streptophyta; Magnoliopsida; Asterales; Asteraceae. The transcript has a single exon.
ACGUCUUUGACAGCAUCGAAUUUGAUGGAUGAUUCCACCAACAUAUUCACCACCGGCGACGAAGAAACUGCCAACCAACAAGAACGGCUACUUCCGAUCGCCAACGUCGGCCGGAUCAUGAAGCAAAUACUGCCACACAACGCAAAGAUCUCCAAAGAGGCCAAGGAGACUAUGCAAGAGUGUGCUUCUGAGUUCAUCAGUUUUGUCACCGGUGAAGCCUCCGAGAAAUGCAAAAAGGAGCGGAGGAAGACCGUGAACGGUGACGAUGUGUGCUGGGCUAUGGGGACACUAGGGUUUGAUGACUAUGCUCCACCAUUGAAGAGGUAUUUAGAUAGGUAUAGAGAGGUUGAAGGCGAUCGAUCCGGUGCUUCACAAAGGAAUGAAGAUGAGGGCGGACCAUCAUCGUCUUCAGCUAAGUUUAAUCUAAUCUCGAAACCAUUUUAAUCAUGGGUGUCUCUAUUUUCAUUUCUUUUUGGUUUUGCUAAGUUGUGUAGGAUGAUUCAUAUUGAGUUAAGCAUGUAUGUUCGAUAAUGUAAAAUAGAUCAACUAAACAAUUUUUGUUCCAUUAUAUGGUCUAAGAAAAAGAUCUAGUAA